UGAGCUUAUUUGGGGGUAUUUUGGGCAUAUUCAAUUAGUGUAUAGCUCAUUAGCAUAUUAAAAUUCAUUUUUAAAAGAAACUUGUAAUACAACACAUUUUACUAUUCAUGGAUAGUUUCAUUGUGUAAAGUUUUAUUUUGAUAGGAGUCAAGGAAAAAAAUAGCCCCAUUAGGGUGUAAUGUUGCCUGGCCUUAUUGGCACACAUCUUGGUUUGAUGAGAAUUUAACAUAUUUCCUCAACUAGGAUUUCUUAGAACUUUUAGUAUGUUGUUUUGGACACCUCAUAGAAAUGAUCUAAGUUGCCAAAAAAUAUUUUACAAUUAGUCUGUUGUAAACCGCUACUUUGACUGGACUAUUAGAGCAAGUGAAACACAUUGGAAAUCUCUGUUUAGGUGGAUCAGACGGCAUGGCCUGGACUGAAUCUUAGACUCUCCUUCCCUGGAGUAUAAAUGUCGCCACAGUCCGACACGAUGGACACCGAACUGGAUCAAUCUGAAAGGAGACCUGAGGUAUCCACGAGCCCCAGACAACAUCCGUCCAGAACCUCCUGCUCCGAAACAACCUCCAAGACCAUCAUCAUCCCAGCAUGCAACAGAUCCAGGUCUUUCGGCUGCUCGUGGUCUGCUCGCUGGUCCUGCGCCAGUGCCUGGCAGGGCCCCUGGGGGGCCAAUGUGUAGAUGAGGCCUACUGCACCAGCAGCCUGGAGGAGUACCACGCCCAGCUUGUCAGCCUGCCCAACAGCAUCAACAAGCGCAGUGUAGCCCCCUGGAGCUAUGUGGAGCACAUUGACCUGAACAGGGUCCCUCAGGUCAUCUAUGAGGCUAACUGCCUGACCAGCCACUCCUGCAGAGGACUGGACAGCAGCCUGGAGACCCUCCCCAUCACCUUGAGGAUGCCUGUUCUCAGGAAGAGCACCCGCUGUGCCACCUACUCUCUGGAAUAUGAAGCCAUUAACAUAGCCUGUAUAUGCGCUACAUCUAGACAAGGCUUAUUCUAAGCAUGGGAUAUUAAACUGUAUAUUUUUGUUUUACAUUAUGUAUUCAUGUUGAUGUUGAGAAUAUUAUGUUCACCUGAGGGGAGUUAGAAUCAGUUGUUAAAUGCAGGAUGCUCAAGCACCCCUAAAUUUAAU
Molecule: messenger RNA, 1128 nt
Organism: Hypomesus transpacificus
Lineage: Eukaryota; Metazoa; Chordata; Actinopteri; Osmeriformes; Osmeridae
Product: interleukin-17A-like
Exons: 4
Coding region: 586-996 (136 amino acids)
Cellular component (GO): extracellular region
Molecular function (GO): cytokine activity
Source: RefSeq, a predicted model, not a curated record